Messenger RNA from Octodon degus (degu), 1668 nucleotides. RefSeq names its product leucine rich repeat containing 6 (gene Dnaaf11). The transcript is spliced from 12 exons. Gene Ontology annotation, biological process: outer dynein arm assembly. Gene Ontology annotation, molecular function: protein binding. The coding region runs from base 82 to 1515 and encodes 477 amino acids. The record is from RefSeq and is a predicted model, not a curated record. Gene Ontology annotation, cellular component: cytoplasm. NCBI's taxonomy places the organism in Eukaryota, Metazoa, Chordata, Mammalia, Rodentia, Octodontidae.
GCGCGGAAGAGUAGCCUUACAGGGUGAAGGAAGUCCCGGGUUCUGGGUCGGCUUCCAGGGGCAGCGAACAGGAGGAGUGCCAUGGGCCGGAUCACAGAAGAUCUUAUUAGACGGAAUGCUGAACACAAUGACUGUGUAAUUUUUUCCCUGGAGGAACUUUCCUUGCAUCAGCAAGAAAUAGAAAGACUAGAACAUAUUGACAAAUGGUGCCGGGACUUAAAAAUUCUCUAUCUUCAGAAUAACCUUAUUGGAAAAAUUGAAAAUGUAAGUAAACUCAAGAAACUUGAAUACUUGAAUUUAGCUCUCAACAACAUUGAAAAAAUUGAAAAUUUGGAAGGCUGUGAAGUGCUGACCAAACUUGAUUUGACCGUGAAUUUCAUUGGAGAGCUGAGCAGCAUUAAAGCCCUGACCCACAACAUCCACCUGAAGGAGCUCUUUCUCAUGGGCAACCCGUGCUCUGACUUCCAGGGCUACAGGCCAUUUGUGGUGGCCACACUUCAGCAGUUACAGUGGCUGGAUGGGAAAGAAAUAGAUCGUUCAGAAAGGAUUCAGGCGCUGCAGAACUACCCAGUAGUUGAAGAGCAAAUCAGAGAGCAGGAAGAAGCUUACCUCCUCAGAAGAGCCAAACAGAAAGCAGAGGCUCUGAGACAGCUUGCGGAGGAGGGUGGAAAUGGAGACCAGAAGCGGACGGACAAGCUGGGCCUUGGUGGGCGGCCCUCUGCAGACAGCCCAGCGACACUCCCAUCUUCUUCAGAGAACAAAAACUACAUCCAGUUUCCAGAAAUACAAGAAGAAGCACACAAUGCAAAGAAGUUAAAUGAAAGUGAAGAUGACCUGGACUUCUGGAACAAGCCCUCCUUAUUUACUCCUGAAUCUAGAUUAGAAACUCUCAGACAUAUGGAAAAGCAACGGAAAGAACAAGAAAAACUCAGUGAGAAGAGGAAGGAAGUGAAGCCACCGCGGACUUUGAUCACUGAAUCCGGAAGGGUCCUGAAUGUCAAUGAGGCCAAGCUUGACUUCUUUUUGAAAGAUGAUGAAAAACAUAAUCAGAUCAUCCUGGACCUAGCUGUCUAUAGGUAUAUGGAUACCUCUUUAAUUGAAGUUGAUGUGCAGCCCAUGUAUGUACGAGUAAUGGUGAAAGGAAAGCCCUUUCAGCUUGUGCUUCCUGCAGAAGUCAGGCCUGACAGCAGCUCUGCUAAGAGAUCGCAGACGACAGGACAUUUGGUGGUCUGCAUGCCCAAGGUUGAAGAAGUAAUCACAGGUAGCCAACAACCAACCAAGUUUGUGAAGACCACUGUGGACCGCAGCAGAGGACAGGAAGAGCAGACCCACACCAGAAGAAAGCAGGUUGAGAAACUAGAAGUGGAUCCUAACAAGUAUUCGUUCCCCGAUGUGACUUCCAUAGUUCAAGAGAAGAAGCAUCCAUCCAGAAGAUCGGGACCCGAGCCCCAAACUGCCCCAAAUGAGGAAGAUCCACGCUUCGAAGAUAACCCUGAGGUUCCUCCACUGAUUUGAAACAUGAGGCUGCAGUUCUGUUGCCUGUGACCUGCUACUCAAUGCAGAGAAGAGGUGCACGACAUUCAUAGGAUAAAUUGAUUUAGCAUUAUUACCACGUUGAUGCUUUAACUUCUACUUUGUGCAGUCAUAUUCCAAAGUGAGUUUAGAAUU